Molecule: messenger RNA, 2384 nt
Organism: Gadus chalcogrammus (walleye pollock)
Lineage: Eukaryota; Metazoa; Chordata; Actinopteri; Gadiformes; Gadidae
Gene: nuak2
Product: NUAK family, SNF1-like kinase, 2
Exons: 6
Coding region: 385-2250 (621 amino acids)
Biological process (GO): protein phosphorylation; intracellular signal transduction; microtubule cytoskeleton organization
Cellular component (GO): cytoplasm
Molecular function (GO): tau-protein kinase activity; ATP binding; protein serine/threonine kinase activity
Source: RefSeq, a predicted model, not a curated record
UUGCCCACAGCUGCUCUCAAACCCAGCGAGCUCACAGUCGUGACCGGACAGGCUCAUUCAAAGUCCACCCACCACUCUGCAAACAUCAAACCAGCUGGUUGGCUGGCCUGUUUUCUCCAAGGCGGAACACAUCGACUUUCUCUACCUAACUUCUUCCAACAGCAGAUAGCGUUCGACUUCAGCGCGACUGAUGGCUGGUCGUGUUACUAUCUAACUAUCAUCCACACGUCCAUCUAAAUCGCGUAGGUUUCCUCCGUGGCAUUCUGGAAAAUGUGACAAGGAUCCGAACACCUUUUGGGGAAAAACAGGACGAGUCUUGCGUGGUCACACUGAUCAGAAAAAGGCAUGCAUUGAUGAAAGAGCGAAUUAAAGUGUUGUUUUAAAAUGGAAAGUUGUAAACGUGGCGAAAGUUCAGGCGUCCGACCCGCUUGGGAUGUUUCCCCAGUGGGGAACGCGACGUUUGGUCAACCUGUGUCCCUGGUGACCCUGAAGAGACAAGCCGUGAAGAGGCACCACCACAAACACAACCUCAAACACCGCUACGAGUUUCUGGAGACUCUCGGCAAAGGAACCUAUGGGAAGGUGAAGAAAGCCAAGGAGAGAUCUGGUAGAAUGGUGGCCAUAAAGUCCAUUCGGAAGGAGAAGAUCAAGGAUGAGCAGGACCUGGUUCACAUUCGUAGAGAAAUUGAAAUCAUGUCCUCUCUCAGUCAUCCACACAUCAUCACCAUCUAUGAAGUGUUUGAAAACAAAGACAAAAUAGUCAUUGUGAUGGAAUACGCAAGUCGGGGGGACCUGUACGACUACAUCUGCGAGACCCAGAAGAUCUCUGAGCGCGAGGCCAGACACUUCUUCAGGCAGAUCGUCUCGGCGGUGCAUUACUGUCAUCAGAAUGGGAUUGUUCAUAGGGACCUGAAACUGGAGAAUAUUUUACUGGAUGGCAACGGUAAUAUUAAGAUUGCAGACUUUGGUCUGUCGAAUCUCUACCACGGAGAUGAGUAUCUCCAAACGUUCUGCGGCAGCCCUCUGUACGCCUCCCCGGAGAUCGUCAACGGGCGUCCUUACCGAGGGCCCGAGGUUGACACCUGGUCCCUGGGGGUGCUGCUCUACACCCUGGUCCACGGCGCCAUGCCCUUCGACGGGAACAACCACACGACUCUGGUCCAGCAGAUCAGCACUGGAAACUACCGGAAACCCACUCGCCCCUCGGACGCAUGCGGGCUCAUUCGCUGGAUGCUGAUGGUGAACCCUGACCGCAGAGCCACGGUGGAGGAGAUAGCAGGCCACUGGUGGCUCAACUGGGGAUACCCACAGCCUUUACUGGCCGAGUUCAAGAGGACGGAGCAGGCCCCAUCACAAGACUCUAAUUCAGCCCAGCACCCCACCAGGCUAUCUAGCAUCGCUGGCUGGUUCCGGCGAACAUCGAGGCCCUUGCUGGAGACGGGCUCCAAGAUGCGCUGUCUACUGCGACCGCAGAACGCAGAGGGCAAUAUAGUGAGGCAGCGCUCCCUGCGUCGGUCCCAGAAGGAGAACAACGUCUCCAACUCUGGGGCAGAGGGCACUGUGGACCCCAGGCCCUCCAAAGGCAUCCUGAAGAGACGCCCCAGUCUGAAACAGAAACUGACCGGCGAGGUUCCCACCGGGGAAGCAGCGAAGCCUCAAAACGUCUCGGCCAUGUCCCUACAAGAGAACGCCCCUUCCCCUGCACUGCAGCCCCGCAAGGGUAUCCUGAAGAAGCCAGCGGAACAGGAGUCGGGGUACUGCUCCACGUCCCCGGAGAGCGGCGCCUCAGCCCAGGCGGAGCAGACUCUGGAGCUCCCCUCAGCGCCGACCUCUCGCAAAGGCAUCCUGAAGCGCGACGGGAAGUUCUCCUCCAACAGGCUGCAGGAGUUUGGGUCUCUGGAUCAGCUGGCGGUGUCUCUGCCACGCGCCGGCCAGAGGUCCCGGCCCAGCUCGGCCAUCAGCGAGGACAGCAUUCUCUCUUCAGAGUCGUUUGAUCAACUGGACCUCCCCGAGCGCAUGGGCCCACCGGGGACCGGCGAGGACCCGCCCCGGGGCAGCAUGAGGGCGUGCGUGUCGGCGGACAACCUGCUGGACAUCCGGCAGAGCGAGAACCUCAGCGACGGCCUGCGGCGGCCGUGGAAGUGCUACCAGGCGGGGGUGGCCGACAGUGCCUUCAGCAUCACAGACUGUGAGAAUGUAACAGAGGCUUACAAGCAGGCCGUGCUAGGUAGAAGUGUGGGGGCCAGCUAAAGAAACCAACGGGUCACGGUCGUUGGAUAGAGAAGUCUUCUAGGAAUGACUGCUUUGGCGUUUAUUGUGAAACAUGUAGAAGGUACAUUUGACAGCGGUCUGAUGGUAGUCUUUGUUUCAUGCUUUUUGGUAAA